This is a messenger RNA of Hippoglossus stenolepis (Pacific halibut), 3305 nucleotides long. RefSeq names its product transporter 1, ATP-binding cassette, sub-family B (MDR/TAP) (gene tap1). The transcript has 13 exons. Lineage: Eukaryota; Metazoa; Chordata; Actinopteri; Pleuronectiformes; Pleuronectidae. Gene Ontology annotation, cellular component: membrane. Gene Ontology annotation, molecular function: ATP hydrolysis activity; ABC-type oligopeptide transporter activity; ATP binding. Gene Ontology annotation, biological process: transmembrane transport. The record is from RefSeq and is a predicted model, not a curated record. Bases 361 to 2583 code for a protein of 740 amino acids.
CCAGAGGAACAGAACUACACACAACAGUGUUGUUGUUUAAUUACAUAGUUUAUUAAAGCAGGAACAGAUUUAACUGAAGAACAAUAAUCAAUAACAAGCUGCUGGUGGUUCUUCGUCCUCCACGUUGUCAGACACCGAAGGGACUUCCCGUCGAGGAGAGGGAGUAUAAACGGUUUACUUUCGGUUUCACUCCGGCUCACACACACACACACACACUCCUCUGCCACCACCGAGCACGACGCUGCUCGCGGAACAAACAGGUUUUCAUUUGCUCCGAAUAAUAUCUGAAGUGUUUUUAUUUGAUAUAAUCUCAGGCGGAAAACACGCGUCUGACUUCACGAGCUCGAGAAGGACCUGGGCAUGAUGAAGAAGAUGAGUUACUUCUUCCCCCUGCUCUUGGUGUGCUUGGACGUGUGUGCGGUGCACGCCAUCAGCCUGUCCCAGCUCUCGCCUCUCUUCGUCUCCCACCCACUCCUCACCCUGUGGGGGGCAGGGCUGAUCCGGGCCUUCCUCCUUAUCUCCCUCACCUUCGCCCACCCUGGAAACCAGUGGAUGAGCAGCUUCGGGGGGCUCCAGAGCUUAGGGGUCCUCUGCUUCCACUUUCCAAUAUACACAACUCUUCUGUGGGGGCUCGGGCUGUCCACCAUGGAGGAGCUGUGGGGGUGGCACUCAUGGGAAAGGGUGUUACAGGGUUAUGUCGUGACAGCAGUGGCCUGGCUCUACUGGAGCCAAUACGUGUCUUCUCUUCUGCUCACCUCGGGCCGAUACAUCUCAUCUCUGUUCACGAAGACGCCCUCUGAGAAGCCUGAGCAGGACACCGUCACCCUUCUGAAUAGACUGACGGGAUACCUGAAGCCAUAUAAGUGGCGCUUCUCUGCUGUGCUGUCACUUGUGUUUUUUUCUUCUUACGGUGAGAUGGCUAUCCCUCAGUACAGUGGUCGCAUGGCUGACUGGAUCUCUAAUGAAGAAUCACCUGAUGCGUUCACAGAGGCAAUCAUAUUCAUGACAUUAAUGACCUUCACCAGCGCUGUCCUGGAGUUUGUAUGUGACCUCAUCUACAAUGUCACCAUGAGCCACAUCCACACCUCGGUGCAGGAAGUUGUCUUCCAGGCCGUGCUGAAACAGGAUAUAAGUUUCUUUGAUGCAAAUGAUACUGGUGUUCUGGUGUCCCGCAUCACCACAGAUGCCAAUAAUAUGAGCGAGGCGCUGAGCGAGAAACUCAGUCUCGUGAUGUGGUACACGGCACGUUUUGUCUUCCUCUUGUUCUUCAUGGUGAGCCAGUCAUGGAAAAUGACCUUGUUCAGUUGCAUGGGACUGCCCAUCAUCUGGGUCAUACCAAAACUCAUCGGACAUUUCUACCAGACUAUUGCUGUAAAAGUUCAGGAGUCACUGGCUAAGGCCAACCAGGUGGCCACAGAGACUUUCUCCAACAUGAAGACAGUGAGGAGUUUUGCCAACGAGGAUGGCGAGACAGAGAGGUACAGACGGCAGCUGGACGACACUUACAGCCUGAACAAAAAGGAAGCUCUUGGCUAUGCGGCCUCUACCUGGGCCAACAGCAUCACCACUUUGGCCCUGAAGGUGUUUAUUCUGUACUACGGAGGGACUCUUGUGACCAGGGGGACUGUCAGCAGUGGGGACUUGGUGUCCUUCAUCCUUUACGAGCUACAGUUUGCCUCUGCUGUUGAGGGUGUCAUGCAUUCUUACCCGGAUGUGAGGAAGGCAAUCGGUGGCUCUCAAAAGAUCUUUGAGUAUUUGGAUCGGAAACCUCAAAUACCCCCAGACGGCACUUUGGCCCCCGAAACUCUUCAGGGACACAUUCAAUUCAAAAACGUCAGAUUUUCUUACUCUGGCCCAGCAGAUGAAAAUAAUAUUGUGCUUAAGGAUGUGUCGCUGGAGCUAAAACCAGGUCAAACCACUGCCCUUGUUGGGCUCAACAGAUCAGGGAAGACCACCUGUGUCAAACUGCUCGAGAGGUUUUAUCAGCCCCAAGCAGGGGAGAUCCAACUGGAUGGAAAACCACUGCAGAGCUACAAAGACCAGUACCUACACGAAAAGAUUGCCGUGGUGAGCCAGGAUUGUGUGCUGUUUGGUCGCUCGGUGCGGGAGAACAUCAAGUACGGCUGCGAGAAAGCCACUGAUGAGGAGAUGCACCGCGCUGCCAAGCUGGCGAAUGCCCACGACUUCAUCAUGGGGCUGCCAAAUCAAUAUGACACAGAUGCCGGAGAGAAGGGGGGACAGGUAGCUGGAGGCCAGAAGCAGCGCAUCUCCAUUGCCAGAGCUUUGAUCAGACGUCCCAAAAUUCUGAUACUGGACAACGCCACCAGUGACUUGGAUUUAGAGAAUGAAUACCAGGUCUACCAAGCUUUGUUGAAGCUAGCCAACACCGUGCUGCUGAUUUCCAACCAGAUGAAUGUUGUAGAGAAGGCCAAUCAUAUAGUUGUUCUCAGUGAGGGGGUGAUAAAGGAGGAGGGCAGCCAUGGUGAGCUGCUGGAGAAAGGCGGCCUUUAUGCUGACAUGGUGAAAAAGUACAAUAUGGGCUUUCAGCGCAAAGAAGAGAAGAGGAACGAUGCACAGUCAUGAUACCUUUGGGUCCCCAUGGAGCCAGAGAAGCCAAGCUACAGAGGAGUUGCUGGUUGAAAGUCUGGACUUGAAGGUGUCGAAACUCCAGCUACACUUUAACUUUAUUGUUAAACGAUGCUUAUUGUAUUGGUAGAGAUUUGUGCCUCCUUGCACCUUGGAAUUAGAGGAAGAUGUACCAGAAGUUAAUACUUACUUCUAGACUCCUAGAAAACGUUCAAUCAGAAUUCCCGAGUGAGGCGUCGCUGCAGUCACAAACUCCCAUCUGCUCCAGAAAGAAAGGAUCAACUUGGACAGUGUUAUAGAUGCGUAAUGUUAUACUUAAUUAUAUGAUACCAUGAUAUAAAUGGGGUUGAUUUUAAAUGAGAAUCAUCAGCUGCAUUUAUCCACUCCUCUUUCCAUAUUUCCGUCCAUUAACACACCGGCCUAUGGCAGCCAGUAUCAUGUGUUGCCUUGUGUGUUGCCUACAGAAGGAGCUGAGGGUUGAUCUGCUUUAUCUACUGGAUCAUAAUUUAUGAACCUAAUGCACUCUAGAGAUGUUUGUGAUGUUUCAUAUUGCACUAUUUACAAAUUUGUUUUCCUAAACGUUUUGGCUGUAUAUAUAUUUUUUUUUUAUAUUUGUCAAAUGUUUUAUCCAACUUUUCCCUGUAUUAAUCUUGUAAGUAAAUUAAAGUUAGUACUUUGUUUGCCUCCCUUUAGUUAUGACAAUAAAUAGUUUGAAUGAA